Messenger RNA from Durusdinium trenchii, 654 nucleotides. Lineage: Eukaryota; Dinophyceae; Suessiales; Symbiodiniaceae. The record is from the annotation of a GenBank genome assembly.
AUGGAACAGGAAAGGCUGAUGGAAGAGGGCCGGACGGAUGAGCAGCCCCACAUCGAGGACCAAAAGUCCUUCUGUGAUCGCUGCAUCGUUUGCCUUGGGCCACGCUAUGUGACUUUGCUCACUGAAGAGGAGAGAGAUGCCGUGUGGCACAUGCGGCGCCAGGUCGUCAACAACCCAAAGCCCGAGGAUGCUGAGCUGCAGAAGCAGGUCUUGUUGCUUUGGAAUACGGCUUUCCCGGAUGAGAAGCUUGAUCUCUUUGAGAAGGGUCAGGGAUGGAAGAAGCUGGGCUUUCAGGGGACGGACCCUUCAACCGACGUAAGAACUGGAAGUUGGCCUUUGGAGCAGCUAGUUGCUCUGGCCACGCACCAUCCGACCGAAUUCAGAAGAAUGGUCCAGGAGGCUUCGCACUCUGCCUCUUUUUACUUGUUUGCGAUUUCGUGCUUCAACGUUUCGCACAUGUUGGUGCUCUUCUUUGACCUCCACACUUUUGCCUCUGUGUCACCCUUGGGCCACGUGCCGCGUGCUAGCAAGCGACAGCUACGGAACUUGGCUCGGCUUGCGGGGCUGCUCAGAUGGUGUCACCCGGGGAAGGCUGGAGAUGGUCAGCUCCUGUGUAGAGGAAGGUGGGUGAGAGUGAUGAAAUUGGAGAAAUAA